GGCUUUUGAUACAGGGACCACGACCGCGACACGGGCUAUUUUCUUAGUUUGUUGACGUAUGCUAUUCUAUCUCACUUGAUGACGAAUAAAGCGAACAAAGCGUCGACAUUGAUAGAAGCACGAAAAGAAGUAGAAGAAGAGGUGCGUAGUUAUUCCUGCAUAGAUUUAGAGUUAGAUGUAAAGAAAAAGAACACGACUAUUAAAGACUCAUUGACAGUCUCCGACAGUCCUGCUAUAGUACUUUCAUCAAGCGAGGAGCAAAAAGCGGAAAAAAGUGGCAAGAGCCACUUCUACACGAAACUUGUGCGCACCCGAUCAAACCAGCGCGAGGUGCUGGUCAGCAAUUUUCUAUUACCUGGUGCCCAAGCAGCUUCUACUUCCCCCUGCUUCCCGCGAGAACUCCGGAGCGCAGGAGAGCGUCAAGCAGCUUUGAAUGUUAAAUACCCCGACUUUGCUGGUGUUGCGGAAGAGCAGGAGAUAAGUUGCAGGCCAGGAGAUUAUAAAACAUCGGGAUCAUCAUACUCCUCUUCGUCCGACCGUGGGUCGUUUGGCGGGCGUCCAGACUCGGCGCAGGCAUGCAGACGUCGAGGCCUUUGUAGGAAAAACAUCAGCGAACAAGAAGUAGAUCAACAGGAAGAGCAGGUGUCUUUUAGUGGUUCAGAAACGACUUGUUCCAAAGCACAACGUGAAGAAGAAUUAUUAUCCACCGCCACGACACCAACCACAAUGGUGUACUUCAUUUGCCAGGGGUGCCAGGAGACGCUGAAGAAGCCGGCGGUCAAGAAGCACCUGCAGACGCGAUGCUGGGGCGCGAGUAUGACUUGCGUGGACUGCUUCGUCUGUUUCACGGGCGACAGCUGGGAGAAGCACACCAGCUGCAUCUCGGAAGAGAAAAAGUUUCACGGCGCGCUCUACUGCGAAAAGGCGGACAAACUACCCAAGGGACAGCAGAAACAGGAGGGGUGGACGGCGAACUUGCAGAAAGCACUGGAAUUCAGCAGGGGUGGCAGGGUCGAAAAGUGGAUGGAGAAAAUUGUACUUCUACACGAGCUUUCUAUUCAUCUUGCCUACUUUCUGUUUGAUGCGAAAAGUUGGUCGUAGUGUUCAUGAUUUUCGUAUUGUAGUUUUCUGGAACUACGCGGCAGACAGACGAGCUACACUAGUAGUUUGGCGCAGCGGGGCGGGGGCCGGGGGCAGCCACCUGCUCCUGCUUUUUACGUUUCAUUCAUCGACCACGCUGCGCCGAGCCCUAUGUGUUGCCGGACUUUAUAGUUUCAGCAGUGAAAUAGUAAUAGAAAUUGAAAAACAUUGCGCCGACAAUAGCUAGAAGUUUGCUAAUUUACUUUGACCUCUAUUGUGUUUACGCCCCAAGAAGAGGAAGAGCGUACUCUGUCGAAAAACCGAAUUUAUAUCCAUUAUGCCAAAAACUUCUACUCUACUGCAGGUUACUUACGACAACGUGCCGCGAAAACGACCCGGCUUUGCCAAUUUCGUGAAGAAUUCUUGUAGAAUACAAGACGAUAAGCUGAUUUCCGAGAUGUGGGCGCUGAUUGAAAAAGCCAACGCCAAGGAGCCGAAGUCUGCAGAUGGUACUACAACUUCGAAGGACGGCGCGACAACCGGUUCUGCGGGUGGUGCCAGCAUUUCGAAAAAGCGCGGUCGGUGGCUUGGCUGGGAGAAGGAGAUUGACCUCACGCUUCUCGAGAACGGCGGCGCUAUGGCCUGGAGCGACCUCGCCGAACAGCUGGCGCAGCGCUACGAAGAGCAGAGCGCGCAGGGCGUCGUGAAAAAAAGAAAGCGCUGCGUCCUGGCUGACCUCGUGCUCAGCAACGUACCUGAAAAGUACCUGAGCACGGAGUGCACAGAAGUCAGGAAAUGCUAGUGGGACGACGGGGGUUUCUUCAUCUUCUAUGAUAAAAAUUCGCUUCAUCCAAGAAGAGAUGGAAAUGCAGUGCGGUGUUGAUAAUAUAAAAUGCAUAGAGAAUAAAUCAUGAACGCACAGCAUGAACAUAAAGUAGACAUACCGUAAGCCGUUCAACAAGCAGUUUCCAUGAACGUCGCUCCGAGCGGUGUCAGGAAGGCUAAACGU
This is a messenger RNA of Amoebophrya sp. A120, 2089 nucleotides long. NCBI's taxonomy places the organism in Eukaryota, Dinophyceae, Syndiniales, Amoebophryaceae. The record is from the annotation of a GenBank genome assembly.